AGGGCAGUCCGUCGGAGAGUUCGAGCAAAGUGCGGACAAAGGAGGAGACUUUUCCAGGCUGCUGCUCCGCUGCUGUGCUGCUCCUGUCGAAAACGCCAAGUGGAAAAUGUGAUGUGAUGUGUUCGCUUUAAUUGUCGAGGAUAAAUCAAUUCCGCUGUUAACUGGAUUACGGGCGCGUACCUGGCCGAAAGCUGGGGAGCGGAAUCGAACAGGCCCAGUCGGAGGCAGGCCGUGGAAAAACCCCCAUCGCGAACCAGUUCGUGGCAGUGUGUGUGUGGCUUUUCGCCUUACUUUUUUAUGCGCAAUUUGGGUUACAAAGCGAGAAAAACGCUGCUUAAAAUGCAUUAAAAUGUUUUAGGCACGGGGCUUCAUUGAUUUUCCUACGCACAAAAGUAUGUUACACGGUGUCCAAAGCAGGAACAAAGGAAGCAGGCCAGCGAUGCGGACAAGGACGCGAGGAAGCUGCUUCUAGCUGCCCAGUAGUCACCAGGUCUAGGCGGAGGACCAGCCGCCGCGCAGAUCAAGAAACUCAUCCGGGCGGAGCCCAGCGGAGGCAUCCUGGCGCCCGUACUGCCCAGUAGCGGCAUGGCCGGCCUCGUCGGCGCCGCCAACGGCAAGCACCACCACCCACACCUCAUCUCGCCCACCCAUCACUCGUCAUCCCUGCCGGCCGGCAUAUGCAGCAGUGACAGCGGCAUCUCCACGCUGAGUGCCAUCUCGCCCCCCCUCUCCACCUCGACCACGACGGCGUCCGGCGCAGGUGGCGGCGUGGGCGGAAGUGGCGGCAGUCCCCAGCUGCGCACCUCGCCGGCUCUGAGCAUGUUGGGCAGCGCCACGGCGACGUCCAGCGGAAACAGCGCCUCCGCCGGUUGCGGUCUCACCGCCGGGAUCCUGGGUCCGGCGGCCAGCAUCGACCUGGGCAGCUCGCCGCUCUCGCACCGAAACUACAGCAACUCGCUGAAGGGCUUUAGCUUCCGGCGCAGCUUCGAUGACAAGAUCAUCGCCCCGCCCUACCUGUCGCGCGCUCCCGCCUACGCCCACGGCAUUCCCUAUCCGCACUUUCACGCGCCCCAGUCAACGGCCUCCAACCCACACCACCUCCACCUGCAUCACCACGGCAACGGCACUGCAGCGGCAUCGGGUGCGGUAGCUGGAACGGGAUCGGGAACGGGCGCCGGUGCCGGAGGACUCUACCAGCAGCCCCUCUCGCUGGCCACGAUGACGGCGGCGCUGCCACUGGCGCCGCUGUACGGAUCCCCCCUGUCGCUGCCGCUGACCUCGUCCCAGUCCACCACCAAGCUCUCCUACCGCGACGACUUUCUGCAGCAGAUUGGCUACCUGCCAACGACGCGCAUCUACAGCACCCCGACCAGCAUCGUGGACGAGGACAAGGCCCAGCAGGACUUCCUCUCGCUGUCACUCUCCCCACCGCUCAACCGACGCCGGGACAUGCCGGCCCUGCGCGGUCCUUUUGUCAGCCUAUCGGAGCCCCGCGGAACCCUAAGCACGACUGAUGAAAUCUAUCCGGAUUCGUCCGACAGCAGUCUCUACGUUUCGGACGAGGAGCAGGAGGACGCAUCCCAGUAUUGCCGCGGAGGCUACCAUCCGGUGGUCAUUGGGGACAUUUUCGACAAUCGGUUUCGCGUGGUCCGAAAACUGGGCUGGGGGCACUUUUCCACUGUCUGGCUCUGCCGGGAUCUCAAAGACGAGAAGUACGUGGCCCUCAAGGUGGUCAAGAGUGCGCCUCACUACAUAGAGACGGCAGCGGAUGAGAUAAGGCUGCUGGAGGCUAUCCGCGACGCAGAUCCCAUGGACGUGAAGCGGGAGCGGAUCGUGCGGCUGAUGAACCACUUCACGGUGCGCGGCGUGAACGGGAUGCACACCUGCCUGGUCUUCGAGGCCCUCGGCUGCAGCUUGUACAAGCUGAUCGUAAAGAACAACUACCAGGGCCUGGCCAUAGCCCAGGUGCGGAACAUAAUCCGCCAGGUUUUGGAGGGUCUGGACUACCUACACAGCAAGUGCAGCAUCAUCCACACGGACAUAAAGCCGGAGAACAUCCUGCUGGUGAUCGACAAUGCCGCGGCGAUGAACCAGCAGAUUGACGACGAGAUCAACAGCCUGCGGGUGAAGGGGGCCGACUUCCCCGACUCCUACAUCAGUUCCAUCGAGAAGCAGACCAAGUCGCGGGCCAAAUGGCCUCUGAUCGAGCCGAAUGGGUCGACCAACACCAACACGAACACCAGCAACAGCACCGCGAACAACUCCAACUCGUCGACGCCGCUGGCCGCCGUGAUCAUGUCCUCGCUGGACAAGGAGGACACCAACACCACCACCUCGUCCACGCUCAAUUCCAACACCACGUCCUCGCUGGCCUCGAAGUACUCCAGUCUGUUGGGAGACAGCGAGUGCAACGGAGGCCUCGGCGGAUCAGCGAACCUGAACAACCGAUACAGAGCCGAGAAGAAAAUCACUGCCAAGUCUUCUGGGGAUGGCGAGGAGGAUGCCGAGUCCGACACCCUGGGCGAGCAGAGCACCAUGGCCAGCGAUACGCCCACCGAUCCCGAGACCGAACGUGAACCAGAAGCCAGUCCCAUCGCGGUCCCUGAGCUGCCCACCCCGAACUCCACCAACAGCUCCUGUCCAUCCCACAUCACCAAUACGUUAGCCAAGUCCAAGAUCAACUCGAAUAUUCUGAGCACGUGCACGUCCCUACCCAACGAAUACAGCCUCACCAACACGAACACCAAUAGAGAUUCAAACACUGUCUCCACUUCCGCCCCUCCAAGUGCCACUCCCUCCUCCGCCUCUGCAUCUGCCACGCCCCCCAGCACGUGCACGCCUUCGUUCACGCGUAUAGCGCCUACUGCAACAGCUCCAACUACCAGUACUACCUGUACAACAACAGCCGCAAGCACUGAGCUCUAUAAUGGCGAUCAUACAACAAUAUGCACAUCGACAACAACCAACGCGAUAUCCUCCGCGACAACAGCAACGUCGACCACGACAACAGCAAUCGCUAAACUAAAUGUCCAUGCCAAUGCCAUUCCUUCGCAGAACCAGAGUCAAAGUAGCCAGAACAACACCUAUACGAUCCAGUCACUCAUCAACAACAGCAACGUCCGUGUGAAGAUCGCCGAUUUGGGCAACGCCUGUUACGACUACCAUCACUUCACUGAGGACAUUCAGACGCGUCAGUACCGGUCGAUCGAGGUGCUGCUGGGAGCGCCGUACAAUUAUACCGCCGACAUAUGGAGCACCGCCUGCCUGGCCUUUGAGCUGGCCACGGGCGACUAUCUGUUCGACCCCCACGCCGGCGAGUCUUACAGCCGAGACGAGGACCACUUGGCGCACAUUGUCGAGCUGCUGGGCUCCAUACCGCAAUCGGUGAUCCUGCGGGGCAAGCAUGGCCUGAAGUAUUUCACCAGCUAUGGAAGCCUGAGGAACAUCACCAAGCUGAAGCCCUGGAGUCUGAUGAACGUGCUGGUGGAGAAGUACGACUGGGACCCGGUGGAGGCCAAGAAGUUCUCCGACUUUCUUCUGCCCAUGCUCGAGUACAAUCCAGUCAUCCGCGCUUCGGCGGCGGAGUGCCUGCAGCAUCCGUGGCUGGAGCAGGAGGAGUUCGUCUAGGAGGCUCAUAAGAUCGCGAAGACGCUAGAGAGACAACAGACACAGGCACACUUAAAUAAUACAUACAUAACAUACGUAUUUCGUACUCGUAUUGUAUUCUAGGCUUAACUUUUAUAUGCAAACCAAUUUGUCGUAAAGAGAAAUAAUAUAUGUACGUUAGCAAGAAAAUCCGAUGGAGGAAGUUAGCAUUAGAGGACCCGAUACACACACCUCAUACACAUACGAUAUGUGAAGAGGACGUUCCGCGUGGAAUUUUUUAAGCUUUUUAAUUUUUGUACUCGAGAGCUUUAAAAUGUAAUUACUAAAGAAGCGAUUUUAUUUUUAACGACGAAGCAAACGCGAGAAGUUGCGCAAAAUGUUUUUCAAGUUUUAAUUUCGUCAACGUGCAUAUAAGUAUAUACAUACAUACAUAUAUAUUUUUUAUUAAACGAGAAACAAGUGAAACCAAAACAAAAGACAAUGACGACAAUUUUUAAGUCAACAGAUGCCUAAACUGACUGACUGAAAAGGAAUACAUUUUCAUGCAAAACCAAAUAAAACCAACAAAUGAAACAUGCUAAAUAAAUUAUACGAACUAGACAAAUAUUCAGAAUCACAUAAUUCAUAAUACCUUCUAUAAAAUUAAUAAAGUGGUAUGUGUAUAAUUAACGAAACCCAAUUGUAGAUAUCAAGAAUGUUCAACACAAAAAUACAGAUGAAAAUUUAAAUAUUGACAGCUUUUUAGCAGCGUGUAGUGAUUUUGGUACAUUUAACCGAAACUUAUUGUAGAUCCUUAAGCCUAAGUUGGAUACGAGCCGAUUUUCGAGAAGUGUUUUCCUAUCAGUUUUCAGUUUGCAAUGUUUAUUAUUUAACGUAACAUUUACAAAUUUUCCCAGCAUCCGUGAAAUUGAUCCAAUCCCAGGUCACAUAAAUUAAGAGAAUAAAACAAUAAAACACAAAAGUCUUUGUAUCGGAAUUGAAAACUCGAAAUCGAAAUUUAAAUACUACCAAUGAUAAUUAAAGAGAAAUCACAUUACCGAAAAUCGAAAACAUAUUUUACUACUUGCCUACAAGUAUUUGUACACAAGCCUACAAAGUAAUAAUGAACGUGACCAAAUAAUUUAAUAUUGUGGAAGAUUUUUCCCUUAAACACAUAUUUAAUAUACACAAACAUGGGCGGAUGUGUCCAAAUAAAAUGUAACAGAAAGUUAAGCGGAGAAGCUGCACGUUCGAGGGAGUGGGCACAUAUUUCAAUAAGCCGAAAUAAAGAAUAUACAUACCGAUCAA
This is a messenger RNA of Drosophila subpulchrella, 4893 nucleotides long. It is a transcript of the gene Srpk79D, whose product is annotated as SRSF protein kinase 3. Gene Ontology annotation, molecular function: ATP binding; protein kinase activity. Lineage: Eukaryota; Metazoa; Arthropoda; Insecta; Diptera; Drosophilidae. The record is from RefSeq and is a predicted model, not a curated record. The coding region runs from base 586 to 3627 and encodes 1013 amino acids. The transcript is spliced from 8 exons. Gene Ontology annotation, biological process: protein phosphorylation; regulation of mRNA processing; spliceosomal complex assembly.